GUCGGCGGCAGGAUAUGCGACGCGUAACUUCGCGCAGCGGGCGACCUUUAAGAAAGCAGCGCAAAGUGAAAAGUGAUAUUCUAGAAAAACAAAAAAAAAGUAAUCAUAAAAACGGAUAAUAAAUAACGAUUUGAAGUGUUAUUUGCGGUUGUUGACACAAAGUGAUUUAGAUAAAGUGAUAUGAAGUGAAUAAAGUGUUGCAUAUAAAUCUAUUUUGCGCCAACCGCAGUGAGAGAUUUAUUGUGGUGUUUUUCUAUGCGCUUUUCGAAAUCGUAUUAAGGAGUUGGAAAUGCAUAUAAGCAAUGCCAUGAACAUGUUUGUUUAUUAAAUUAUGCAAAUUUUUAGAACUAAUUGCUUUUAUAUACACAAAAAGUAUUAGAAUUAUUUUCUGAAAUAUUUUUGAACAACUGAAAUCUUAAAUUGGGAAGAUUUUCCCCAUAUGAAAUUGUACAAAAACAAACUUGCAUGAAAUGGAGCCAAAUCAUGAAUUUGCGGCGGCAAACGAUGACUCAAGCAAUUCUACGAAUUACAACAACGAACUCACACUUUCAACAAAACUAAAUCAGGAUGAUAACUGCACAACAGUGUUGAAAGUGAACUCACCCGCUGGCACUACAGUGCGUAUACGUGUUCGACAUCCUGCAGUUGCAUCGCAUGCGCUCGCUGAAAAUGAUAGAUAAGUGAGGCAAAGCAUUAAAAUAACCAGUAAAUAAAGUAAAAUAACUAUUAAUAGUGAUGGAGAAAAAUAAACUAAAUUACAUUAUUUAAUUAUAUAACAACAGUGAAAUAAAUUAAUAAUAAAUGAAACGACAAUUUCAAAGCGUUAGAAGCGUAAAAUAAAAAUAAUUCGAAAAUAUAUUAAAGUUGUAUAAAAUUCAAAUUAGCAAUUUAAUAUUUAUAAAUGUGUAUAACUAAAACCAAAGAAAGAGCAACCAGAAGGACACUAGCGAGUGCAGCACAAGUUUAUGAACCAACAGCUGUGUGUUUAACGGGUUCAAUAAAAAUGUACAACUAACUUUUCCUACAUUGAAUGAGGACGAAAUCGUAUGCAACACGCCAGCAGACAAUUCCAAUUUGUAUUUUUUGUUGUGUUGUUUUUUCUUUUUUAAUGCCCCAGUCACCGUCAGCUCCUUCCCCAGUCAUGUAAGUGUGCGGUCAGCAGGCUUCGUGCGGACUCGUGUCCAUUCUCGUUGCAUGCGCACCAUAAUUCCUAUGUAGUGGCGUGCUAGUUGAUAAAUUUGCCGAAGAUAGUCAUAUGUGCAGCAAACGCCAUCGAACCGUCAACGCUCGUGGACACGUUUCCGUUGCUGUUUCCGCCGUCGCCAGUGUGGUGAGUCGCAUUGUGUUGUGAGCGUUGCAUGAGUGACAAAGCUAAUGUCGGCGAGCGACCAAAACGAUAAUGGGCAAUUGGCUUAACGGUGCUGGGCAGCCGUAUACAUUGUGUGCCAUGCAAAAGGAAGUGGAAGUGUGAAUUUAGUGGCAAGGUGGUGUGGCACAGUGCGCGAAUGAGCAAUCAAGCAAAUUAUAAUGCAAAUACGUGAACAACACAACAAAAGCAACAACAAAACUGUGGUUUGAGUGCAAAUAAAAAACAACAAAUAUGAAAAAUAGUAAUUGUGCCGCGGUGUAUGUGCGUGUGUGUGUGACAAAUAGCCAGCGGGCGUGCCGCGCAAUUUGGAAAAAUGCCGAGCUAUCUGCAUACAAACUCGUUAAAAGUCGCACAAAUGUGUAAUUUGACGAAAUCCGAUUGAGUUCUAUCGAAAUACGAGCACAACAAAAACAAAAAAAGUAAAAACUAGUGAAAUAAAUAAUACUUUGGUGAGAAACGGCACAUAGUAGAGCUGCGUAUGUGCAUGUGUGCGCGUGAAUAUAUAGAAAAUCGCAUAACAGUUAGCUGGGAAAACCGCACAAAUGACCAGCCUGCAGUUAUGUGUUUGUGUGUGUGUGUGUCACAAAAGUAGAAAUGCAUGUAACGGUAUAUGACAGCAAAAAUAUUUUUGUGCCACUUUGUCUAGCGUCGUUUGCAUGACCAAUACGCUGAGCAAAUAACUGUGCAAAAAAAAAAAACAAAAACAAAAAUGAAACUUGUCUAUCUGCUGGUAAAUUUGCAAAACGCUCAUUUGCCUCUUCGUCCGAACGCUCCACUGCUUUUCUUUUUUCCUUAAGGGCUGUGCGUGCGUGUGUCUGUAUUGCUCCACAUUUAUCGUUGUUGUUGUUGGUUUACUUUCGAGUGGGUGUACCGUUAUUUUACAUAUUUAUGUGGAUGACUUAUUGCCGGAAAGUUUCGUAUCGGCUGCAUGCACGAGCUCAUUGAAGUGUGGUCUCAGUGCUGUUCUCGCCGUUGCAGUGGCAUUCGCAUUCAUCACGCUCAGCGGCAGCAUCGUCUUUCAGCCACGUGCGGCGCAUCAGCAGCCAGUCCGCUGUUCACAGUCUUGAUAGUGCACAUUUAAACACACACAUACAAACAUACAACUUUAGCGAAAAUGCCACCGAAACGCAGACGCCGUUUCCAGGGAUUGUACUAUCAUUCGUCGCCGCCGAAGGUUCUACCAAUGAACGGACAAUCGUCGAACCAAGGGCGAAAGCGUCGUGAUAUAGAUGAUUUCUCAGUCAAACUAUCCACCAUAAGAAUAUGGAUGCACGAAAAGGAUAUUGGCAAGCUGACACGCAUCCUUUGGGCCGGGCAGGGCAGUCGACUGUGCCAGCAGGCGAGCACAAAUCCGCGUGUCAAGCGCUUCUUGGCAGCGGUGCCAUAUGUGAUGAAUUCGAUCAAGGACGUACAUCAAGCCGUCAUCGACAAUAAUUUGGAGACGUUGCAGGCGAAAAUGGAGUCACCGGUGCCACCGGCACUCAUUACCUGUCGCGAUGCGAACGGCCUGAAUCUUAUACACAAAGCGGCGGGUCUGGGUCAUACCAAAAUACUCGAGUAUUUGAUUGGCAUUUGGCCGGAUGGCGCUGCCGAAACGGAUAUAACGGGCAAAACCCCGUUACAUUGGGCGGCAAGUCACAAGAAUAACAUGCGCUGCUAUACGCUGCUCACGGAGGCCGGCUGCGAUGAGGAGGCCUUGGAUUAUAAAAUGAAAUCGCCUACUUACUAUCGCCACAAGCCGCACGAAAUCGAGCGUGCCUUCUUGGUUUAUGUGCCGGAGGCGCCACGUGUCUCACCAGAUGUCGCCACCGACUGGGAGGCGCUGAGCGAAGAUAUCGGCGAUGGUGGCAAGAAAUUAGAUAUUAAAAUACCAGAUACGAAUGGUUUUCAUGGUCGCAACACUGACGACAGUAUUGAAAAUACAUCCGAGGUGGACUUGAAUGAUGGCGUAAGCGCAACGGACGAGGAGCCGCAAACCGCAGCUAUAACCAACGGCAAUGGUGAUGACUCAGCACCACAAACGCCAGCAGAAGAUGACGAAGAAGCAGCAAAUGGUGCAGAGGAGGGUGGCGAAGAAGAGCCAGCACUGACAAAUGGUGCGGCAGAAACAAACGACGUCAAUGGGCAUGACGGAGCUGAGGUAGAUGUCGAAGUCGAGGACACUGAGGCAGCUAAAGCUGAAGCUGCUGUGGAUGCAGAUGCUGAGGCAGAAGCUCAGGCUGAUGUUGGUGCUGAUAUUAAGGCUGACGUCGAAGCCGAUGCUCAGGCCAAUCCAGAGGUAGAAGCCACAGAAGCGGAGACUAAUAUGAAAGCUUUAAAUCACACAACAACAACUAAAACAAAUGGGAACGAAGAGCAUGCGGAGCAGAAAGAGAGCGAGGCAGCGUCAACAGCUGUGAACGAUAACAAGGAUACAGCAGAGAGCGAGAUUGCUGAAAAUGGGACAAAAAUUGAGGAGAGCGGAGAGACAGAAAAGGUUGAAGAGAGAAAAGAAGAAAGUGAAGAUAUAACUAACGAAGAGAGUGAAUCUAACGUGAAGGAGGUAGAUGAUGUGAAAGAUGAAGAGCAACCAAAAACCGCCGAAGUUGUAGAUAAUACAGAAGAUGAAACAAAAGAGAAUGAAUCGAACGUGAAGGAGAAAGACGAAAUGAAAGAUGAAGAUAAACCAAAAACAGCCGAAAAGAAAGAUAUAGUCAAUACGGAAGAUGAAACAAAAGAAAAUGAGGUUAAAGAAAAUGAAAUAGAAAGCGAAACUACAAACACUGAGGGGAAAAUUGAAGAUACAAAGGUCUCUGAUCUGUCGAUAGAACCGCAUAUUGAGAGUGGAGACGCGCAUACCGAAGAAUACAAGGAACAGACACCAAUGGGUGAGGAAGAGCAACAGCAAAAAGAAGCGCAAGCGGAAGCAACGAACGGCGAUGAGGAAGAGAAUAAAGCUGCAGAAGUACAGCAAGUUGGUGAGCAAGUUGCAGAUCAUAAAAGCGAAUCAGAAGUAAAUGAGUUGGAACUAAACGUUAAUAACGCAGUUGAUGAGACAGCACCGGCCGAUACAACAGAAGCAGUCAAGGAUAUAGUAAAGGAAGUAAGUGAAGACGUAGAUACUAAAAAGGAAGUAUUAGAGGAAUUAAAAAAAGAAAGAGAAGAAAAUGAAGAUAAAAAUAAAAGCUUAAAUGGAAAAAACAAAGAAAGUGAUAGCGAUAUAAAAGUAAGUGAGACAGAGAUAUUAGAUAAUGGAAAUGAAAGAGAGGAAACAACAAGCAAAAGUGUCAUUGAAGAAGAUGAAAGUAAAGACAAUGAUGAAGAGGUUCAGAAAGACAAAGAAACAGAGAAGGAUGAAGCAAAAGAAACCCUAGAACAUGUUUCGCUAGAAUAUAAAGAAGAUAAUAUUGAAAAGGAUGAAAAGAGUGCGACGGAAAAUGAAAAAGAGAUUGCGCUGGAGGCGAUAGAAGCUAAAGAAAGUAAGGAUUCAACGGAAAAUGCAGAAGAAAAGACUAACUUGAGUGAUGAGAAAGAAGAAAUGAAAGCAAAUGAAGUUAUAAAUUCAGAAAGCAAUGAAAGCAAAAUCGAAAAAGACGAAGAAAAUAAAGACACAACAAAUGGUGACAACACUAAAAGUGUACAGCCUGACACAACAGUGAAAGAUUCUCCAGAAAGCAGCUCUGAAAAGAAUGAUGGAGAAAAAAGCACACAAGAAGCACCUAAUGCAAACGAUAAGACUGAAGAAGAGGAAGUGAGUAACAAAACCAAACAAGAAAUUGUAGAAAAUAAUGAAAAGACAACAACAACAGAAACUGAUUCAAUAGAAAAAGUGUUGCCACAAAAUGGCGGCUUAGAAGUCACUUCCGAACAAUAUUGCAAAGAAACAGGCGAAAAUAUGAGCAAAGAGAAAUUAGAAACAAUAGAUGAGCAUGCAAUUAGCAAAGGUGAGCAGGUGGGUGGAAAAAUUCCACGCUUGACCACAGCCAAAUUGAGUAGAGGCAAGAGAAAUGGCAGUGCAAAGCGAAGUGGUAGUGGGAAGAAGAAGACCGAUGCGUUGGUGGAGGGAGAAAACGAAAGUGAUGGCGAAUAUGAUGAAGACGACGAAGACGAGCAAAAGGACGAGCAUGAAAACGAAAACGAAGCAGCAACCGACAGUGAAAAUGAAACUAAUAACGGUUACGAAUCGGAUAAUGAACCCGCAGUCGAUACCGCAUCCGAGCACGAAGCCGAGUCUGAAGCCGACGAAAACGACGACGAGGUACAAGUAGUUACAGAACCACAAACAGCCGAUAAGUUGGAUGAGAAUCACAAUGAAGCGAAAUAUGAUAACGGUGAUGGCGCCAGUUCGCCGACCUCAUCGCUGGCCAUUGAAGGCUUCGUGACUGGCGCGUCGGAGGAUAAUAGAGUUCAGUCGCAAUCCGCUGCUUAUGUACACGAAGUAUUAACGCUAAGCAUACAACAGUCAGAUAUACGUGAAGCCAUCGAGGCCGGUGACAUGGAACAAUUGGCGCAGAUUGUGCUCAAUGGUGAUGGUAAGAAGCUGGUGAAUAUGCACUCACACAAUCCGGACAUACAGGCGUUCCUUAGUAAUGUGCCCAACUAUAUGAGUAAAAUUCGCCGUGUGCAUGAAGCGGCUCGCGAAGGUAGCCUGUUGGCCUUGCAACAAGCUUUGGAUCGUCGAAAGUUUGCCAUUGCUAAGGAUGAUAUAUCACCUAAUGGUGCAACACCAUUGCAUGUGGCCGUACUUUUCGGUAAUACAGAUAUUGUGCGGUAUUUGGCGGCACGCUUUCCAGAAACCACCACAAUCACCGACAAUGAUGGACGUACAGCACUACAUUAUGCCGCCACAAUUAAUGAUAAUGGACACUUUUACAAUGUACUCACACAGCUCGGUGCCAACAGCAAAGCUUUGGAUAAGCUUGGGCACACGCCAGAGUUCUAUCAAAAUAAAGACGAAGCCAAAGAUAUACUCAACUAUAAACAGUUAUUGAGCAAUUUUGGCGCUGAAGAGCUGGAAGAUGAACUGCUUAAUGAUCAAGUACCAGAUGAUCUGCACAGUUCGAGGCGACAACUGCAAGAUGUCGAUAUUAAUCGGACGCUCGAUCGUUGCUUCAGUGUAAUCGAAGAGUCGAGCAAAGCGUUGAGUGGUUCGGCAGCCUCGGCGCUGGCGCAUCGUAAACCAUUGACUGCCUCAACGCUACAAGUGUCGGUCAUAAGCUAUUUGAGUCGCUUUCUAAAACGUAGCGUCUUCGAGAAGAUACGCUUGCGACAAACCCGACUCGAUCACAAUCUCUUCGAUGUUAUUUGGCCUUCAAUGCGUAAGACUUCAAAAGUGCGUUUGCUAGAAGAGGACAUCAGUUGUGGCAUCAUAGCGCCGGAUUUCGAUGUUUACGUGGUCUUUCAGGAGUUUCUCGUGCCACUCAUCAAAGAUAUGCAUUGUAUGAGUGUGAAUGAGGAUUUCAAGCCACAUCCGCGUAUUGCCUUCUUUCCCAUGGAGAAUGCUGUGCGACUCAAUACGGCCGCCUUUAUCUUCGAUGACGAAUCAAAUCUUAUACAACGUUGCACCGUAGAGUGUUCACGAAACUUGGAAGAUUUCGAGUUGCCCGUUAAUUUGACAAUAGGACAAGUAGAACAAGCCGAACGCAUGAUCAUGGGUAAAAUAUUCACUAAUCAUUUUGUUGAGGCUAUCGGCGAAACUGAGUCCGGCAGCUAUUAUACAUUGACGGAGAUACUGGAGGAGGACUCCGAAAUAUAUGCAACGCUGCAGAAAUUGGGUCUAUUGAUACCACUGCUGGAUAUGAAAGAUACAGUGCAAGGUGCCGAGUCGUUGGCCUUCAAUGGCAGCCUCUGGCCUUAUGGACGUGGUGUAUACAUUAACUCGGCGAAUAAUUUGGCGCUUUGGCUAAACUGUCAGGAGCAUUUGCGCGUGAUCUCUACAUCGAGCGACGCGAAUGCCGCCAAUAUGGGUGUGGCAUAUACGCGUGUUGGACGCGUUAUCUCGUUUCUCGAACGUGAGCUGCACUUUAAGGAGAGCUAUUUUUUGGGUUAUCUGCAAGCGCGUCCAGCCUACUUGGGCACGGGCUUAAAAUUUACAACGACAAUUAAUCUGCCAAAUCUGAUGAAAGAAGUGGACAAUUUACGUCACCUGUGCUCGGUGCGUGGCCUGAAUCUAAUCACGUGCGCGACCUCUAAAUCGGAUGUACAGUUAGUCAAUAUGCAGAGCUUGGGUGUAAUUGAGUAUGUGCUCUUUCAGGACUACUGCACAGCGGUGACCAAUAUUGUGUCGCUGGAGAAGGACAUGUCACUGACGAACUCGAAGCACAUCGCCUCGAUGUUGGUGAAAAUAUUUCGCCGCAAAAAGAACAGCCUAGUGGAGCGUAACUAGUGCGUUAGUAGUGGCGUGUGAGAAGUAGGAGAAGAAGGAGUGGAGUUUAAGUAAUUAAAUCAAAAUAAAUAAAAUAUCAAAACUAAAAUAUGUCAUCAUAAGUCAUUAAGAUAUGCCAAAUAUGAAAAUUUACACCAAAGCAUUACAAAGUCUACAACAUAUUACCACAUUCUACAAAACAUAAAGAUAUCAUUUUCUCUCGUCUUUGCUAAUCACCCUCGAUAAAA
This is a messenger RNA of Bactrocera neohumeralis, 7960 nucleotides long. Its product is annotated as arginine kinase-like. Bases 2484 to 7733 code for a protein of 1749 amino acids. Gene Ontology annotation, molecular function: creatine kinase activity; protein binding. The transcript is spliced from 16 exons. Gene Ontology annotation, biological process: phosphocreatine biosynthetic process. The record is from RefSeq and is a predicted model, not a curated record. Lineage: Eukaryota; Metazoa; Arthropoda; Insecta; Diptera; Tephritidae.